Molecule: messenger RNA, 1011 nt
Organism: Hyalella azteca
Lineage: Eukaryota; Metazoa; Arthropoda; Malacostraca; Amphipoda; Hyalellidae
Product: NFX1-type zinc finger-containing protein 1-like
Exons: 6
Source: RefSeq, a predicted model, not a curated record
AUGGAGCGACCUGAAUGGAUGGAGCGACCGCCCAUACCUGGCCGCAGAGAUAUCCUUGAAGCUUUCUUGUACAAAGAUAUAGGUUGGAAUCUUAACUCUGCAAUGGGUUCGUGUUGGUAUGUUUGCAGAUGCAAGUCGCCCUGCAGCGCCGCAUGUCCGCCUUGCCAGGAGAAGUGUCGCUGGAAAUGCUCCCACAGCCGCUGCAAUAAAAUCUGUGGCGCUCCUUGCACUCCGUGCCAGGAGCCCUGCAGCAGCGAGUGCGAGCACCAGGCGGUGCGGUGCUCGAAGAAGUGCGGUGAGGCCUGCGACCAGGAGCCCUGCGAGGAACCGUGUCCCAAAACACUGGCGUGUGGUCACCCUUGCGUGGGUCUCUGUGGAGACCCCUGCCCUCCGCUGUGCCGCGAAUGUAACUUCGACAAGCUUACGGAAUUUGAACUCGUCUGCAACGAAAAGGACCCAGACGCCCGGUUCGUGCUGCUGCAAGACUGUGGUCACACCAUUGAACACGAUGGCCUCUCUGGCUGGCUCAAGCACAAGGCCGACAAUAGCGUGCAGAUGAAGCCAUGCCCGCGUUGCAAGACGCCCAUCUACAACAACCGUCGUUUCAACGCCCUCAUCCUCGAGACUUAUAAGGAUGUCCAAACUGUGCUCUUCAAACAUAGCGGCCAGCAAGUUCCUACCUUGAAACAGAUCGUGGACAAAUUCUCAACAGAAAACAUGGUCAAUGACGCGGGACAGCCUGGUCUUGAACUGAAUAAUUCCCUGUUUUUCCUGGACUGCAUCACCAAGAGUCAGAUGCGGAAGACCGUCUUCAACUACAUGAACGCGCUGCAAUCUUCUAAACUCAAGGGACCGAAAGCUCGCCCGAAGGAAUUCAGGUUGGAUGCUGCACAGCUACAUCUGUUGAAUUUCCAAGCGGAUGUGGUCAUCAUGGCCAAGAAGAUCCACGAUGAGCUUGACGAGUCGCUUAAAAAAGACCUGGAGCGCUUGAUGGAGCGAGUCAUGAGUCAA